ACCCUCUUGCAUUUCACCAUUUCUCUCUCUCUCUCCCUCUCUCUCUCUACCAACACCAAAAAUGUGCGGUGGUGCAGUCAUCUCCGACGACGAUCAGGUCUUCGACCGUCGCCGCAAGCUGACACCCAACGACCUCUGGUCCGAAUUCGACACCGACGAUCUCUUCGGUUGGGAUUUCAAACCUCAAAACCUCCGUUCCACCGCUAACAAGAACAAAACUACUUCAGUCUCCAACAAAUUCAGCAACAAAGAGCCAAAUGAAAAAUCUCCCAAGCCGAGCUUGAAAAAGGCGAAACCCCGAAAGAACAAGUUCAGAGGGAUCAGGCAGCGGCCAUGGGGGAAAUGGGCAGCCGAGAUCCGAGACCCACAGAAGGGUGUUCGAGUCUGGCUUGGCACAUUUAACACGCCUGAAGAAGCGGCUCAAGCCUAUGACGAAGCAGCCAAGCGUAUCCGAGGGGAUAAGGCUAAGCUCAACUUUGAUUCACCACCUGCCAAGAAACUGUGUGUCCAGACCCCUACUGAGUCAACUCAGUCAACUGUGCACGAACCACCAUCGCCAUCAGAGUUGCUGAACUAUGAUCAAUUCCAAAACCAGUCUUACUACUCGAACAGCGUCAAUGUGGCUGAUGAUUAUGAGUUCAAGGAGCAGAUAUCGAACCUCGAGACCUUCUUAGGACUUGAUCAUGAGCUUACUCAGUUUGGUGGAUUCGGUGGUGGCGAGCUGAAUAAUCUUUGGAUGAUGGACGACUUUCCGGUUAUAAUUUGAGCAACCGAGUUGAGUGAGUGAACCCAGUGAGUGAAGUUAAUGGUCUCUAUAUUAAAAGCAAGACUUGUUUAUGAGGUGGCUGUGAUAAUGGUAAUGGUACAAUAAGUUGUGUUGCCGUGUGUGUUGUACAUAUGCGGCACACAACCAUAUGUGUGUUUUCCUUACCGUAUGUGUGUUUUCUUAAUGGUUUGAUGAUGCUAUUUUUUUUUGUUUUGUUUUAGAAUAUAUAUGUAUAUAUAGGUUGGUUUACUGUAAAAAGUGAAUUUUGCAUCUUAAGAAGCCAUAUAAAUAUUUAGGAUUU
Helianthus annuus (common sunflower) is the source of this 1067-nucleotide messenger RNA. Its product is annotated as ethylene-responsive transcription factor RAP2-3. The coding region runs from base 62 to 766 and encodes 234 amino acids. The record is from RefSeq and is a predicted model, not a curated record. Lineage: Eukaryota; Viridiplantae; Streptophyta; Magnoliopsida; Asterales; Asteraceae. Gene Ontology annotation, biological process: regulation of DNA-templated transcription; ethylene-activated signaling pathway. Gene Ontology annotation, molecular function: DNA binding; DNA-binding transcription factor activity. The transcript is spliced from 2 exons.